AUAUCAUGGGUGAUUAAAGAGCCGCGUAAAAGAUCAGGGUCAAAUUUCGUGCGAACAGCACAAAAGAUGUCUAUAUAAAAAGAAUUUCGAGUUUUCAAAUAUUAUCAGUUAACAUUAGAACUGCAACAGAACCAAACUGACAAUGAAAGUAGCAAUUGCCCUAUUUGCUCUCGUAGCUGUAGCUGUAGCUGCCCCCCAGAACCCCAGCGAUGUUCAAGCUCAAAUCUUGAAGAAUGAACUGGACAACAUUGGUGUCGACAAGUUCAGCUAUGGAUACGAAACCAGCAACGGAAUCUCUGCUCAAGAACAAGGACAACUCAUCAACGCUGGAUCUGAACACGAAGCUAUCGCUGUCCGUGGUUCCUUCCAAUACACCGGACCUGACGGUCAGCAGUACUCUGUGCAAUACGUAGCUGACGAAAACGGUUUCCAGCCACAAGGUGCCCAUUUGCCCGUAGCUUAGAUUGAAUGAUGUGACUUUUUUUACGUUAAGUCUUGUAAAUAUUAAAUGAAAAUUGUAAAAA
Molecule: messenger RNA, 524 nt
Organism: Anthonomus grandis grandis
Lineage: Eukaryota; Metazoa; Arthropoda; Insecta; Coleoptera; Curculionidae
Product: flexible cuticle protein 12-like
Exons: 3
Coding region: 143-463 (106 amino acids)
Cellular component (GO): chitin-based extracellular matrix
Molecular function (GO): structural constituent of chitin-based larval cuticle
Source: RefSeq, a predicted model, not a curated record